CGCAUCCCUCGGUUUCAAGCCUCUCAAUUGCAAUUUGCCACUCGUAACCCCGCGCCUAGGGUUUUCUCGUUGAAGCUUCUCAUCUCGAGACAGGGGCAGCGGCGGCGGCGAGAGCGAAGAUGAGCAACGCAAAGCAGCAAGACGGCCUUAAUCUCGCCGAUCUGGGCGCCGCUUUGAGUGCGGGGGAUAGAGCUGGUCUAGUCAAUGCUCUAAAGGACAAGCUCCAGAGUCUGGCAGGGAAACAUACUGAUAUCUUGGAGACGCUCAGCCCCGCGGUUAAGAAACGUGUCGAGUUUUUGAGGGAGAUUCAGAGCCAACAUGAUGAGCUUGAGGCUAAAUUUUUUGAAGAGAGGGCUGCACUCGAGGCUAAAUAUCAGAAAUUUUAUGAGCCAUUGUAUGCAAAGAGGUAUGACAUUGUAAAUGGUGUUGUUGAAGUUGAAGGCAAUAAAGUUGAAUCUGCAGAUGAAAGCGACAAAGCUAAUGAAGAAAAAGGUGUCCCUGGCUUUUGGCUUACUGCUAUGAAAACAAAUGAAGUGCUAGCAGAGGAGGUUCAAGAACGUGAUGAAGAAGCCCUGAAAUAUCUAAGGGAUAUAAAGUGGUGCAGAAUUGAUGAGCCCAAGGGUUUUAAACUGGAAUUUUUCUUUGAUACAAACCCUUUCUUUAAAAACGCUGUUCUGACAAAAACAUAUCAUAUGAUUGAUGAAGAUGAACCGAUCUUAGAGAAAGCCAUUGGAACUGAAAUUGAAUGGCUUCCAGGAAAAUGCUUGACCCAAAAGAUUCUUAAAAAGAAACCCAAGAAGGGCUCUAAGAAUGCUAAACCCAUAACAAAAACUGAAGAUUGUGAGAGUUUUUUCAACUUUUUCAAUCCACCACAAGUACCUGAUGAUGAUGCAGAUAUUGAUGAGGAUACAGCUGAGCAAUUGCAAGGUCAGAUGGAAGUAGAUUAUGAUAUUGGGUCCACAAUUAAAGACAAAAUAAUUCCCCAUGCGGUUUCAUGGUUCACGGGAGAUGCUGUCCAAGACGAAGACUUGGAAAUAGAAGACGAAGAGGAUGGGGAUGAUGAUGAGGACGAUGAAGAAGAGGAUGAGGAUGACGAGGAAGAUGAUGAGGACGAGGACGAUGAUGAAGAUGAAAAAAGCAAGUCCAAGAAAAAGUCAACUUCAGGGCACAAGAAGAAUGGAGGAGGGGAGCAAGCUGAACGGCCAGCCGAGUGCAAGCAGCAGUAACAUGUACUCCUACAAGGUGUUCGUUAAUGAAUUCAGUAUCUCGUGGCCUGGAGUUUCCGCGGAUAGGCAGCAGCAUAAUUUUUGAAAAGAAUCAGUCCUUUAUUCUGCUAUCGUUGUAUCUGGGGCCCUUUCGGAUAGUUGGUCUUCUAUAGUUAUGGUGUACUUGAAGAUUGUUUGGAGUUUAUCUGUUUUUUCUUCUCCUGCUUGAUUGGACUCCUGUGAUAUCCAUUAGUUGGCAGUAUUAUUUUUGGUUGAGAUUAAAA
This is a messenger RNA of Zingiber officinale, 1489 nucleotides long. Its product is annotated as nucleosome assembly protein 1;2-like. The transcript is spliced from 12 exons. Bases 120 to 1226 code for a protein of 368 amino acids. Gene Ontology annotation, cellular component: nucleus; chromatin. Gene Ontology annotation, molecular function: histone binding; chromatin binding. Gene Ontology annotation, biological process: nucleosome assembly. The record is from RefSeq and is a predicted model, not a curated record. NCBI's taxonomy places the organism in Eukaryota, Viridiplantae, Streptophyta, Magnoliopsida, Zingiberales, Zingiberaceae.